Messenger RNA from Entrophospora candida, 177 nucleotides. The record is from the annotation of a GenBank genome assembly. Lineage: Eukaryota; Fungi; Glomeromycota; Glomeromycetes; Entrophosporales; Entrophosporaceae.
AUGUUCAGCAGUUCUUCUAAUUUACCUCCUUCAUAUCAGCUUACUAGUUUAGAUGAUGAUUCAUCCAAUUAUCUUCCACUUGUAAUCAAUAGAGCAAAAAAAAUUAAAAGACGUCACAAUGAUAUCAGUGACAAUGAUGAUCAACUUUUAACUUCCUACAAGUGGAGAAUGUUUUAG